AUGGCUGGAUAUCAAAUUCCUGGAGCAAUAUUGCAAGAUGGGCACUCCACAACAAGACCACCAUACUUUAAUGCCGACACUGAAAACAAGGAAGAUGCUGAAACUUCAACAAUUGAUCUGGAGUCACAUGACAUUACUAAAGAACAACAAGAGACACUGCAAAUACAUGCAAAGGAAAUAGCUUUGCUCUACUGUGCAGUAAGUGGAGAAGAGUAUGCAAAAAUUUCAAAUUGUGACACUGCCAAAGAAAUGUGGGAUAAAAUUGAGGUCACUUAUGAAGGAACAUCAAAAGUAAGAGAAACAAAAAUUGAUGCUCUAAGACAUGAUUAUGAAGCCUUUAUGAUGAAAGACGAUGAGAACAUCAAAUCAAUGUUCACAAGAUUCAGCAAGAUCAUUGGAGAACUCAAAUCCCUUAGAGUAACCUGUACCAACUCACAACAAGUUAGAAAGCUUGUUAGAAGUCUUCCAAAGACUUGGGAAACCAAAGCAAUUGUUCUUGAAGAUGGAAAUCUGGAUAAGUUCACCUAUGAUGAAUUAAGAGGAAAUCUAAUAGCAUUUGAAAAGAAUCACAUACAAAGAUACCAGAAGGACGAAAAGAAGAAAAUGGUCGCCUUCAAGGCUCAAGUUGAAGAAUCUGAUGAUGACUUCAAAGAAGAAGAAGUGGCUAUGAUUUCUAGCCAUGUGAUAGAAGCCAUGAGAAGAUCAAGAAAUAACAGAAAAGGAAGCUCAAACUUUAGAAAAGAUGAAGAAUCUGAAGAAGGUGAAAAUGUGUGUUUCAUAGCUCUCGAAGGAAGCAGUAAGGAACACCACAAGAAAAAGAAAAAGGGAAAAUGGUAUCUAGAUAGUGCGUGUUCAAGACAUAUGACAGGCGACAAAAGUCUAUUCAAAUCAGUCGCUGACUUCAAUGGAGGAUUGGUAACUUUUGGAGACAACUCAACUGGAACGGUAAUUGGUAUUGGUACUAUUACUUUUGAUAAUUCUUGUGACAUUUCAAAUGUUUGGUUGGUAAAGGGACUUAAGUAUAACCUGUUAAGUGUAAGUCAGUUAUGUGAUUCAGAUCUUGAGAUAAGAUUUAGUAAAUCAGGUUGUGUCAUAGAAGACUCCUCUGGGAUAAAGAUUCUUCCUGGAAGCAGAAACAAAAAUGUGUACACUUUGGACUCUGUCAAAAAUCCUAAAGGUCAUAUAUGCCUAGCAUCAAUGGGAGAAGAUCCGUGA
Messenger RNA from Lycium barbarum (goji berry), 1215 nucleotides. RefSeq lists its product as uncharacterized. The transcript is spliced from 4 exons. NCBI's taxonomy places the organism in Eukaryota, Viridiplantae, Streptophyta, Magnoliopsida, Solanales, Solanaceae. Bases 1 to 1215 code for a protein of 404 amino acids. The record is from RefSeq and is a predicted model, not a curated record.